Molecule: messenger RNA, 2740 nt
Organism: Ailuropoda melanoleuca (giant panda)
Lineage: Eukaryota; Metazoa; Chordata; Mammalia; Carnivora; Ursidae
Gene: KCNK4
Product: potassium two pore domain channel subfamily K member 4
Exons: 7
Coding region: 1522-2724 (400 amino acids)
Biological process (GO): potassium ion transmembrane transport; stabilization of membrane potential
Cellular component (GO): plasma membrane
Molecular function (GO): potassium ion leak channel activity; outward rectifier potassium channel activity
Source: RefSeq, a predicted model, not a curated record
AUGUCUACUCUCUCCUCAAAACUGGCUUCAAAUGCUACCUCCUUUAUGAAGCCUUUCAUUUCCAGGUCAGGGAACCAUGUCCCCCCCUCUGGGGUCCCGUGGCACCUUGAUUAUGGGUCUCUUAGGCCUGUUACCCUUGCCAGGUUGGGAUUUCUGGAAACCCUGCUUCCCUGUCAUCCUUUUCAGCCUGGCAUUCCGGGCCAGGGGUUGGUUAGUCCAGGGCCGUGGAGGAGCUGGCCUGUGACUGAGUGGCUCCUAUCUCCCUGCCCUGUGUGGACUUGGCCAGAUAGUUGGGCUGCCCCCACGUAGUCUGCCUGGUGGCCCCGAGGGGAGGGCCCCUUCUUUGGCUGCCCCUAAUGCCGCAGUCACUGCCUGCCGUCGCCACAGCCUUGGCAGAGCUGACAUCUGUCCUGUGGCUGGGAGUCAUUUAUCCGAGGGUCUCUGUCCUGUCCACGAAUGUGGUCAUCACAGCUCCUCGGAGUUCCUGGGGCCUAGCACUGAUCCCGUUUUGAAACUCUUUACUUGGGAUGCUCCUGGGCACGGGGCCUUCAGGGCUUCCCAGGAGGGCAUCUGAGACUGGGAAUCAGCUUGAAGCUGAACAGUCACUCUUUGUUGAAAGGAAAAUUGCUAACGUUUGUAGGACACUUUAUUGUGUGUGCCAGCCACCGUUUCAAGCAUUUACAAAUACCGACCUCCGUAGUGCUCAGAACAGCACUCUGAGGUGAUAAUUAAUCAUCCCUUUUCUGUAAGCAGGGACUGGGAGGCUCUGGAGAGCUUGAUGACUUGUCUUCGCCCUCUGCCGGUAGGGGGUGGUCAGCCCUAGAGCCCAGGCUUAAAGCCACCCACUGUGAGGGCUGAAGACCCCAGGCCAGACGAUUUUUGGAGAGAUUGGGGUUUAAAGAAGUGGGUGGGAGCACAAAGGGGAGCAGUUCCAAGCCCUGCCUGAGCCCUGGCUGUUCCGGCUGUGGGGGCCUGCUGGCGCCCGCUCCGUGCUGGGACGGCCGCGGAGGCGAGGACCAAGGGAUGGGGCGGGAGUAGGGGCAGGAGGUGCCCUGGCAUGACUUUCCAGAACUGGGUCCCAACGCUACCUCAGCCAAUUCCCGACUGUUUCAGUGGAUCCCCCACCCCUUUGUCCCGCGGGGCCGCCUCCCUCAGGAGUGCUGAGCCCAUGGGCCAGGCUGUCCCCAGGGGCGGGGAGUUGAAGGCCCUUCGGAUCCGUAGUGGGCCUGGGAGAUGCUGGGAGAUCCGCGUGGCGCCUGUCCGGAGAGGUGAUCCGGCCGAUGUCCAGGCCGGGGCCGUGCUGCUGGCCACAUUGGAUGGCCAGCGGGGCAGUACCGAGACUCCAGUCUGAGACUCCAGGCCGGACUCAGCGGCGACCCGUCUCGGGCUCCUCUGCCCCUCACCUGCCGAGACCCGCUGGAAUUGGGGGGCUGGGCGGCCGCAGUGACCGCAGCUCCCCAGGAGCCCCCUGCCCGGCCCCCCCAGGCGGGUGGCGGAAUUGGCCGGGCUCCUGGGCGCGCCAUGCGCAGCACCACACUCCUGGCCCUGCUGGCGCUGGUCCUGCUCUACCUGGUGUCCGGUGCCCUGGUGUUCCAGGCCCUGGAGCAGCCCCACGAGCAGCAGGCCCAGAGGGAGCUGGGGGAGGUCCGAGAGAAGUUCCUGAGGGCCCAUCCAUGUGUGAGCGACCAGGACCUGGGGCUCUUCAUCAAGGAUGUGGCUGAUGCCCUGGGAGGGGGUGCGGACCCUGCCAUCAACGCGACCAGUAACAGCAACCACUCAGUCUGGGACCUGGGCAGCGCCUUCUUUUUCUCAGGCACCAUCAUCACCACCAUCGGCUAUGGCAACGCAGCCCUGCGCACAGAUGCCGGGCGUCUCUUCUGCAUCUUUUAUGCGCUGGUGGGGAUCCCGUUGUUCGGGAUCCUGCUGGCGGGGGUCGGGGACCGGCUGGGCUCCUCUCUGCGCCGCGGCAUCGGUCACAUCGAAGCCAUCUUCCUGAAGUGGCAUGUGCCACCGGGGCUGGUGCGAAUACUCUCGGCGGUGCUCUUCCUGCUGAUCGGCUGCCUGCUCUUUGUCCUCACGCCCACGUUCGUGUUCUGCUAUGUGGAGGGCUGGAGCAAGCUGGAGGCCAUCUACUUCGUCGUAGUGACGCUCACCACGGUGGGCUUCGGGGACUAUGUGGCCGGCGCCAGCCCCAACCAGAGCAACGCAGCCUAUCAGCCGCUGGUGUGGUUCUGGAUCCUGCUCGGCCUGGCCUACUUCGCCUCCGUACUCACCACCAUCGGAAACUGGCUGCGAGUAGUGUCCCGCCGCACUCGGGCAGAGAUGGGCGGCCUCACGGCGCAGGCCGCCAGUUGGACCGGCACGGUGACGGCGCGGGUGACCCAGCGAGUCGGGCCCACGGCACCACCGCCUCUGGAGAAGGAGCGGCCACUCCUGCCCCCACCGCCGUGUACUGCGCAGCCCGCCGGCAGGUCCCCGUCCCCGCUCCCCGCGAAGGCCGAGCCGCCCUCUCCGUCCUCCCCAUCCACCCCGCCCACGGCCUCGGCGCUGGAUUACCCCAGCGAGAACCUGGCCUUCAUCGACGAGUCCUCUGACACGCAGAGCGAGCGCGGCUGCGCGCUGCCCCGCGCGCCACGGGGUCGCCGCCGCCCCCCUAACCCUCCCCGUAAGCCGGCGCGGCCGCGGGGCUCGGGGCGCCCGCGGGAAAAAGGCGUGCCGGUGUAGGGGCAGGCCCCCCUGC